Messenger RNA from Emys orbicularis (European pond turtle), 1773 nucleotides. RefSeq names its product leiomodin 3 (gene LMOD3). Gene Ontology annotation, biological process: actin filament organization; pointed-end actin filament capping; muscle contraction. Lineage: Eukaryota; Metazoa; Chordata; Testudines; Emydidae. The record is from RefSeq and is a predicted model, not a curated record. Gene Ontology annotation, cellular component: striated muscle thin filament; myofibril; cytoskeleton. Gene Ontology annotation, molecular function: tropomyosin binding. The transcript has 3 exons. Bases 1 to 1773 code for a protein of 590 amino acids.
AUGUCUGAAUUCAGCCAAAAUUCUGACCAGGAAGUCAGAAUCGAGGACAUUGAUGAAGAUGAAAUCUUAGGAAACUUAUCCCCUGAAGAGCUGAGGGAGCUCCAAUGUGAAAUGGAAGUCAUGGCUCCAGAUCCAAGAGUCCCAGUUGGAAUGAUACAGAAAGAUCAGACUGAAAAACCUCCAACGGGAAACUUUGACCACAGAUCUCUUGUUGAUUACCUGUAUUGGCAGAAGGCAUCAAGACGCAUGCUAGAGGAUGAGAGAGUUCCCGUCAACCUCUUGCCAUCUGAGAGAAACGUUGCAGAGAAGUUUGAAGAAAAUACUGGGGAUAUGGACAAUAUUGCUAAGCAAAAAAUGGCACAAGAUACUACAGAAGCAGACCGAAAAGAAACAUAUUACAAAAACGAACAUGUCGAACAGGCCAAGCCUGGUUCAGCUCAACAAUCGGGAGAAACAAAUGAAGAGAGAAGCUAUAAAGAGACAGAAGAUGAGGAAGAUGAUGAGGAGGACGAGGAGGAAGAUGAUGAUGACGAGGAGGAAGAUGAUGAUGAUGACGAGGAGGAGGAGGAUGACGAUGAUGAAGAGGAGGAGGAGGAAGAUGAUGAAGAAGAAUCAAGAAUGAAGAAGCCAUAUGGAGACAAAAACAGCAACAGUGAUCAGGUAACUAAGAAGCCAUGUACAAAAUCAGGGGAAAAUCCAGAAAACCAAGAAAACCAUGAGAAGAAAGUAUCAAAACUACAAAUUCCAAAGAAGUUAGCUGUAGAUACUAGUUUUAUUAAGUUAAGUGCAAGACCUUCAGGAAACCAAACCAAUUUAGAUGAGAGCUUGCAGAAGGUCCGGAAAAAUGAUCCAGAUGUGAAGGAACUCAACCUGAACAACAUUGAAAACAUCCCAAAGGAAAUGCUGGUGGACUUUGUGAAUGCCAUGAAAAAAAACAAGCAUGUAAAAACAUUUAGUUUAGCCAAUGUGGGAGCUGAUGAUAAUGUAGCUUUUGCUGUGGCCAACAUGUUACGUGAAAACAGGAGCAUCACUACUCUAAAUAUUGAUUCAAAUUUUAUUUCAGGCAAGGGAAUCGUUGCUAUAAUGAGAUGUCUGCAGUAUAAUGAGACGUUAACCGAACUGCGUUUUCACAAUCAGAGGAACAUGUUGGGCCAUCAAGCUGAAAUGGAAAUUGCCAGGCUUCUGAAAGCCAACCCUAAGCUGCUGAAGAUGGGCUAUCACUUUGAACUUCCAGGCCCCAGAAUGGUUGUUACCAAUCUGCUCAGCAGAAAUCUUGACAGACAAAGGCAAAAAAGGCAGGAGGAGCAAAAACAGCAGCAAUUAAAACAGCAGAGAGAGUUAAUAGCCAUGUUAGAAAAUGGACUAGGGUUGCCUCCUGGGAUGUGGGAAAUGCUAGGGGGACCAAUGCCUGAUUCAAGGAUGUAUAGCUCAAUACAAGCCCCCAAGCCGCCACCUGUCCCUAAAACUAUGCCCAUGAGCAGGAAAAAUGAACAUGCAAGAAAGCCAGACCCUGAAGAACAGAGCAGUGAGGAACCUGCCUCCUUCAAAACGGUCAAACUCAAGAGAACUCAGCGCAAGCCCACUAUACCAGAAUACGUGGAACCAGCUGAAAAAACAAGUAUCAAAGAUGUGAUCAAGACUCUUAAACCAGUUCCAAAAAAACGACCACCUCCUCUGGUUCAGAUAACCCCAAGAGAAAAGCUCUUAAAUGACAUUCGUCAGAGUAACGUCGCUUAUCUUAAACCGGUGCCAGUGCCAAAAGAGCUAGAGUAA